This is a messenger RNA of Alosa alosa (allis shad), 4800 nucleotides long. RefSeq names its product protein PHTF2-like. The record is from RefSeq and is a predicted model, not a curated record. Lineage: Eukaryota; Metazoa; Chordata; Actinopteri; Clupeiformes; Clupeidae. Gene Ontology annotation, cellular component: endoplasmic reticulum.
AUGACUGGGACGUGGUGCUCUGGCAUGUGAUGGCGUCCAAGGUCCGAGAUGCUGUGCUGUGGUACCAGAAGAAGAUUGGUGCGUAUGACCAGCAGAUAUGGGAGAAGUCUGUGGAGCAAAGAGAAAUCAAGUUUAUUAGAUUGGGUCUGAGGAACAAGCCGAAGAAGACCGGCCACGUGAAGCCCGACCUCAUCGAUGUAGACCUGGUCCGAGGGUCUGCGUUUGCGAAGGCGAAGCCAGAGAGCCCCUGGACAUCUCUGACCCGUAAGGGGCUGGUCAGGGUGGUGUGUUUCCCCUUCUUCUACCGCUGGUGGUCACAGGUCACCUCACGAGGAAUAUUCCUGCUGCUGCUGGGACUCUACCUGCUACAGGUGCUGGUGGCGGUGCUGUAUGUGUGUGUGUCGGAGGCAGACGCGCGGGCGGUGCCAGUGACGGAGGUGUUUGGCGGCUCGUGGCUGAUGCUGCUCCUCGGGACGGUCCACUGCCAGAUCGUCUCCACACGGACGCCCAAACCGUCGCCUAGCAACAGUGGCAGGAGGCGCAGGAAACUGAGGAAAGCGGCCCACCUGGAGUCCCAUAGAGAGGCGGACGGCUCUAGCACUACUGAUAACACCCAGGAGGGGGCGCCACUCAGCUCGGGCUCUGUCCACUCCUCUCGUCUGUCCACUCUCCUCACAGGCCUCUGGCAUGACCUCUUUACACACGGGUCGAAGCGCUCGAAGAUGUCCAUCGAUAAGUCCACGGAGACAGACCACGGAUACGUCUCGCUGGAUGGACGAAUCACCAGCAAGAGUAGCGAGGAGGGCCUGCAGCUCAACCCCGACACACACACACACUCACGCACACACACACACUCACACACACACACACACCCCGAGCUGCUGCACCCAGACGAACCCUGCUGGGGCACCCUGGGACCCCGAAACAACCUUCUCCUGCCGCCACUCAGCAAGUGUGUUCCGGAGUCGCUGCUCCCUCGUGAGGCGGAGAACAUCUCAGACGAGGCGUCCAGCGAAGAGGAUCCAGAACAUUCCUACAGCACCCUCCGCAGGGGAGUGGAGAGACUGACCAGCGAGUGCUCACUCCGCCACCGCAAGACACACUCCUUCAAGAAACACUACAACCCUGAGGAGCAGAAGCAGUCGGGGACGAGCUGCAGCUCGCGGUGUUCCAGCCUGCGCACGGCGGACUCGGAGAGCACGCGGCACGAGUCGGAGACGGAGGAUGUGCUGUGGGAGGACUUCCUGCACUGUGCUGAGUGCCGCUCCUCCUGCAGCAGCGAGACCGAGCCAGAGGGGGGCGCCCUCAACAACGCCAGCAGCACCAAGAAGGAGUACAGGGACGACCCCUUCCACCAGGGGCACGUGCCAUGGCUCCACUCCACCAACCCCGGGUUGGAGCGCGUUAGCGCCAUCGUGUGGGAGGGCAACGAGUGCAAGAAAGCAGACAUGUCCGUCCUGGAGAUCAGUGGCAUGAUCAUGAACCGGGUAAACCUGCAGACUCCGAGCAUCGGGUACCAGAUGUUUGGGAACCUGGUUGCCGUGGCGCUGGGCUUGACGCCGUUUGCGUAUCGGCUGUGCCAGUGCCGCGAGCUGGUUCGGCCACCAACCUGACUAGGCGAAGCCAGGUCCGCCCGCCCGGCUCCAACGAUUUGCACCGUCAUCACCAUGGUGACGCUCAGUCUGGUGGUGCGCGCCUGUCUCACCUGGCUCUUCUUCUUCCUGCUCAGCGUCGCCGAGCGCACCUACAAGCAGAGGCUGCUCUUUGCGAAGCUCUUUGGUCACCUGACGUCCGCGCGUCGGGCCAGAAAGUCUGAGGUUCCACACUUCCGCCUCAAGAAGGUCCAGAACAUCAAGAUGUGGCUCUCCCUCCGCUCCUACCUCAAGAGGCGCGGUCCUCAGAGGUCGGUGGAUGUGAUAGUCUCAUCAGCCUUCUUACUCACCCUCUCUGUGGUGGUUAUCUGCUGUGCACAGCUGCUGCAUGUGCACGAGACGUUCCUGGACUGCCACUAUAACUGGGAGCUGGUGAUCUGGUGCUCCUCUCUCUCUCUGUUUCUGCUCCGCUUCAUCACGCUGGGCUCCGAGACCAGCAAGAAGUACAGCAACACCUCCAUCCUACUGACCGAACAGAUCAAUCUGUACCUGAAGAUGGAGAAGAAACCAAACAAGAAGGAGGAGCUGACGCUGGUCAACAAUGUGCUCAAGCUGGCCACCAAACUACUCAAGGAGUUGGACGCCCCGUUCCGGCUGUACGGUCUGACGAUGAACCCCCUGCUCUACAGUAUCACUCAGGUGGUCAUCCUGUCCGCUGUGUCCGGGGUCAUCAGCGACCUGCUGGGCUUCAACCUGAAGCUCUGGAAGAUCAAGUCGUGACAGUGAGCCUGCAGACCCCAGCGGCUCCUGCUAUGGACAGUUCUCUCUCCUGACCACCUGGGGGCGAAGCUGCCUCUGGUCUGACCAGCCCCUGGGUUCCUGACAUAUCGAUCGGAGUGCUCACAUUUCACUUGUGCAAUUCCCAUAUUUAUUAUUUACCCCUCAGUGUUCAGGCCCUCUGGGUUUAGCCGUGUGUGUUUUAAAGUGUCGUGUUAGCUAGAGCUUUGUGUUGCCAUGGGCAACAGGAGAGACUGCAAGAAGACAAACAAACAACAAAUGCUGACAUUUGGAAAAGAAGGCAAUUUUGUAUACUGAAGUGUGUGUGUGUGUGUGUUUCAUUUGUGCGACGGACAAUGAGGAACGUUGUGUGCGGUGUGGCGUCCGCACGGACAGCGGUCUCAGGUGUGUCUAGGACACGCCCCUCCCCAGUGGGCCACGAGGCGUGUCUGCAGCUGGCGUCUCCCACGGCAACCACGGACUGAUAGAGGGGAGGGAGCAGUACUACAGCCAUCCUGAGGGAGGCGCUCUCUGAACGGGAAUCUGCUCUCAAGGCUGCUCUGGGAUUCUACAGUGUUACACUUGCUUUCUGUGUGUGUGUGUGUGUGUGCUGAAGCUGUCGGUCUGGUCACAUCAUGUUCAAUGUUUUGGGAAUGUAUGUCAUAUGUACCAUUAUUGUAUGGAGAGGGAGAGUGUGUGUGUGUGUGUAAGGUAUAACUUACCACAGAGCAGAAAUGGCUGCAUCUUGAUGGAUCCUGACAGGGUUCCACAGACAAGGGUUUCUACAGAGACCAGAUUCCACAAAGGGUUCCACAGACACAGGUUUCCAUAGAGACUAGGUUCCAUAGACAAAGGGUUUUCUAAAGAAAGGGUUCCACAAACAAAAGGUUCCACAGAUAAAGACAGGAUUCCGAACAAACUAGUUAUUUUAACAUUGUCUCGAACUGCUACCAUCUAAUGCAGUUACUUCAGAAAUAUCUGAUAAAGUAUUGGCAAUAAGCUAUUUCCAUGAUCAUGUUCUGCUUGUCUGGCUUACAUGGUCUUCCAUCCAUACAUGACUGUGCACCACACUUAGUGAAUCACUAUUUAAAAGCAAAACUGGUGAAAGGAACACUGAUAACUCGGCAAUAACAUUCAGGCGAUCACAGCUAAGUGGAGUCACUUACCACUUAACCAGCCAGAGCACCAACUUUGGUACCAUGAGGAGUUCUCUUAUUCAGUUGUGAACAACCGGAAUGCUGCAGACGCUCGUCUCUCAGGAAACAAGCCCCGCUGCUAGGGAAGUGACAUCACAUCUCUUCACCGCUGCUAGGGAAGUGACAUCACAUUUGUGCCUGCCACGGCAGCUAGGACACCAUGUGACCGGAACCCCUAUGUGCGCGUCUGUGGAACCUGCUUUAGAGUGUGUGUGUGUGUGUAUGUAUAUAUACACUGCUCAAAUAAAUUAAGGGAACACUUACAGUUUUUCACAAUUGCUGAAACACAUUUUUUGAAAGCUUCCACCCUUUUCUCCAUUCUCAAACUACAAUCACAGAAUGUCUGACUGUUGUUGCAAAAUAAAACACUCGCCUCAAAAGUUUUACUUGUGCUCAGAACCAAACAGUGUCAGAGUACCGGUCCAGUGGAUGAUUGAAGAAUUCCCUUAAUUUUUUUGAGCAGUAUAUUAUCACCUCUGCGCGUGUACACUUCAAAAAAGCAUAGAGUGUGUGUACAUGUGUGUUAAUGUGUGUGUGUGAGAGACUGAGCGGAACACUUGUGAACACGUGCACUUCAAAAACAAAAGCAAACUGUUAUAAAAGCCACCAGAUCUGCACACCAAGCAGAACACACACACACACACCAAGCAAAACGUACACACGCACACACCAAGCAGAACACACACACACACGCAUCCAGACCCCAUGCAGCUGACAUCCACCGUCUGGCGCAAUAAGAGCAGCGACCAGACGUGUGUGUGUGUCCCAUAUUUCAGUGUCCAGACACGUGUGUGUGUGUGUGUGUGCAACUGGACGUGUGUGUGUCCCAUAUUUCAGCAACUGGACGUGUGUGUGCCCCAUAUUUCAGCGGACGCGGACGUCUCUCUGAGGUUCCUGCAUUGUUUGGCGCAAGACAGUCUGAAGAUGACCAAAGUUCUCCUGUUCUGGUUCCCAUCUCUGUCUCCGUUUGCUUUAUUCAGGCUGGAAAUGAAUGUAUUACUGCCAGCUUCACAAACGUAUUUUGAAAUGCUUUAAAGAGUUGUUCCCGAUUACUGCGGUGUAGUGCUGUUUUUGUGGAAAUGCAAAGUUGUGUGAAAUCAUCUCCCUCGUCUAACCUGGACUGAUGACUACAGCUGAUGUGGGGGGGUCUUAAAAUAAAGGGUUGUCAUGUCAACUAACAAAUCAGUUACUGAUCAGUAAAAACAGACAGGGACACUGCUGUCACUAAAACUAAA